Acanthoscelides obtectus is the source of this 413-nucleotide messenger RNA. Lineage: Eukaryota; Metazoa; Arthropoda; Insecta; Coleoptera; Chrysomelidae. The record is from the annotation of a GenBank genome assembly.
AACAAAGUCUGUUAUUCAAACACUUCUAAAAAAUCUUCCCAAAUACAUUGAUAACUGAAAUAGGUCUAUAAUUGAACAUAUUGUCUUUACUUCCAGAUUUAAAUAUUGGUGUCACUAUGCUUUCUUUAAAUUGGCGAGGAAUUACUGAGGAUUUGAAACAGAGGUUGAUAAUAUUACAAACUAUUUGUUGUAACUCUAUGUUAUCCACUGGAGUUAGAAACAUAGAGUGAGCAAUGUUGACGACUUGAGGAUCUGAUGUAUCAAGAAUUGAGAUAUUGAUAUUAUUUAGAUGUUUCAUUACAGAUACAGGAUGUUCAUUUGAAAACUGAUUAAAAGAAAAAACGUCAAAAGUUUUGUCAAGGGGACAGUUGUUUAACCAAAAACUACUUCAUCUCCUUCCACCCUCGGUCCAC